Messenger RNA from Owenia fusiformis, 1283 nucleotides. The record is from the annotation of a GenBank genome assembly. Lineage: Eukaryota; Metazoa; Annelida; Polychaeta; Sabellida; Oweniidae.
GUAGCCUGAGAGAGAGAGCAGGGGAAAGAAGAUGAAAUAUAAAACGGAAGAUGAUGAAUCCUUAUAGCGGUCUAAUAGCCAUGUUUUACAUGGAGUUUUAGAGACAUUUUAAUGCAGUUAUAGUCUGGAUAUAAGAACAAUGAAGCUAAAUACCAGUUGUUAAAUAGACACGAUGAGCAGACACAAUGAGCUCGAGCACCAGUACCACAUACCAAACUUAAAUCAUACAGGGUUUGUGCUCAGGGAUGUCAGGGCAGGGAGCCAAGAAGAGGCAGAGAUGAAGAAGAUCAUAGCCAACAGCAGACUCUUUCCUGACUCAACUGCAUCCUUAGACAAGUAUGAGCUCAAGAGAGUUCAGACUGUGCAUAAUACCCAUCUGGCUGAAAGGUUUGCUGAGAAAAAAGCUGAAAUGAAAGACCAGGGUUGUUCACCCAAGGAGUUAGAAGAACACUUCUUGUUCUCUCUUGCAAACAGCUCUGGGAAGGCCUUCUCCAUUAGCAAGAUGGGACUCCGUUGUCAUGUAAGGGGAAAGUUAGGCAGCCAGAUUGGUAAUGACUUAAAAGGAGUAUACAUCCAGAAGUAUUCAGAUGUGCUCUUUGAACAUGCUGACUGGGACACCUUCUAUGGUCCUGAUAUCUGGGUCAUGGUUUACAAGGUUAUAUAUGGUAGGGUGAAGUAUGUGCCAGAAAGGAGAAGUGACUUGAUGAUGAAGAAGGUCAUACCUUUCACACCUGCUCUAGACCCAACCCCUAACCAUGAUUGCCACAUGGUACUGCCCUCAGCCACCUCUCCCAGACCUUGGCAGCACAAGUCAAAUGAUGUCAGUGGAAUGGUAUAUCUCUAUGAGUACGAUGAUGACUGCCAACACGUUGUAAUUCCACGCCAGGUUCUGCCUAGUUACAUCCUGAUGUACACUAAAACUAACAACAAUGACAAUAAUAACUCAUCAGCAUUUGAUAAACCACCUGUAUUAUACGAGUCGCCAAAGAAGCCACGUGGUCCCCAUACACCACCAAAUACUCCCCCUAAUUCAUCCCAGGCUGCACAGAUCAUGAGAAAGCGUAAUAGUGAUGCUGAAAACAUUAACUCCAAUUCAAAACGUCAAAAAUUAUCCAUGUCCCUUUCGGCGAAGUUUGGUGCUGUUAGGCAGGUCACAAACCAAUCUGAAGGGCCUAAAAUAAUUAAUAAUAAUAAUGAACCUCAGGUGAAGUGUACUAAAGGGACUUAUGGGGAAUACCUUCAGUCAAAAGCUCAAAGGGAGGCACUUUUGUCUCGGAAUGAGA